GACGUUUAUCGAUCCGAGCGAUGGAUAAUGUCGAAUCAGUGGAAGAGGAAUCUGAUGUGAGAUACAGCGUACAGAGUAGAAAUGGAAUGGUUUAACGAAGGCAAGACAGGCAGUAAAUUGAAUCGUCAUGGCAGAAGCAAAUUAGAUAUUCCAACAUAAGUCCAAAUUAAGCUUCUGCUAAUCUGCCCUGCCCUUCUACCUACCUUUCUUCAUUUCGUUCCCUCCCACUCCCAGUCCAGUCCCUGCCUCUGUUCUUCCAAUCUCCACGCGUUACCUCGACGGAGUGAGCGGAAGGCAGAACCUUACCUAGGUUCAAACAUGAAAAACACUUCUCGGGCUCAGUUAACCUGGCGGGAAAUUCCGGGUCUGGACCAGAACAAUUCUAUCGAGCCCUCUCAAUGCCGGAGUGGAUGGCUCAGUGUCGGUGGUGACGGGAGAAGGUCCAAUUUUGCGUGUAUUUCGCUUGCAGAAAAGACAGAUGAAAAAGAGUUCUGGCCUAAAUCCGCCCAGCUUCUGAAGCAUCCUUUGGCUAUGGUCGCAUUGGUCCCCAAAGAUGCUGCGCUUUUCGCCGCCGGGGCCAUUGCUGGCGCCGCCGCGAAAACCGUCACCGCGCCGCUGGACAGAAUUAAACUCCUUAUGCAGACGCAUGGACUAAGAGCUGGACAAGAAGGUGCAAAGAAGGGGAUAGGCUUCAUUGAGGCAAUAACAUUGAUUGGAAAGGAAGAAGGAAUAAAAGGAUACUGGAAAGGGAACCUACCCCAGGUGAUACGGAUCAUACCUUACAGUGCAGUACAGCUUUUUGCCUAUGAAACGUACAAGAAACUUUUUCGAGGGAAGGAUGGAGAACUCUCUGUUCUUGGAAGAUUAGCAGCCGGUGCUUGUGCUGGCAUGACUUCAACCUUUGUUACCUACCCACUAGAUGUCCUCAGGUUGAGGUUAGCCGUUGAACCUGGAUACAAAACAAUGUCACAGGUUGCGUUGAACAUGUUGAAAGAAGAAGGAUUCGCAUCAUUUUAUAAUGGUCUAGGACCUUCUCUUAUUGGGAUUGCACCUUAUAUUGCAGUCAAUUUUUGCGUGUUUGACUUGGUGAAGAAGGCUCUGCCGGAGAAAUACCAGAAGAGGACGGAAACAUCCCUGGUAACGGCACUGGUGUCUGCUACUGUUGCCACAGUCUUGUGUUACCCUUUGGACACAAUCAGGCGGCAAAUGCAGAUGAGGGGUAGUCCUUAUGCAACAGUUUUGGAUGCCUUUCCAGGAAUUGUGGCGCGAGAUGGUUGGCAGGGGCUUUACAGGGGUUUUGUGCCAAAUGCAUUAAAGACCUUGCCCAACAGCAGCAUAAGGCUUACAACAUUUGAUGCAGUGAAGCGCCUGAUUGCAGCAGCCGACACAGAAUUUCAGCGCAUAACAGAGGAAAAUCGCAAGAAAAAGGAUCUAAAUACGAGUGACAAUGGCAAUGGCAGCAGCAACAACAAUUAGCCUUUUGUUGUGGAAAGCAUAUUUUGGUGAAAACUAGAGAUUCGAGAUUAUCAUUAUUAUUAUUAUUAUAUGUGGCCACCCCACUCCACCCAUUAUUAUUGCUCGGUUUUUUUUUGGUAAUUUGGAUACCCAAAUGGAUAGUGUGUAAUCUCAAUUGGCAGGGACCUUAUAAUUUGAUGGUGAAUUUUCAA
Andrographis paniculata is the source of this 1667-nucleotide messenger RNA. RefSeq names its product probable envelope ADP,ATP carrier protein, chloroplastic. Bases 319 to 1476 code for a protein of 385 amino acids. The record is from RefSeq and is a predicted model, not a curated record. Gene Ontology annotation, molecular function: ATP transmembrane transporter activity. Gene Ontology annotation, biological process: transmembrane transport. NCBI's taxonomy places the organism in Eukaryota, Viridiplantae, Streptophyta, Magnoliopsida, Lamiales, Acanthaceae. The transcript is spliced from 10 exons. Gene Ontology annotation, cellular component: thylakoid membrane.